Messenger RNA from Durio zibethinus, 1519 nucleotides. Its product is annotated as pyruvate dehydrogenase E1 component subunit beta-3, chloroplastic. NCBI's taxonomy places the organism in Eukaryota, Viridiplantae, Streptophyta, Magnoliopsida, Malvales, Malvaceae. The record is from RefSeq and is a predicted model, not a curated record.
CUCAUUAAUUAAACGAGAAAAUAAUAAAAGAAAUAAUAAAAGACCCUCAAAUUCUCCGCCCAUUUUCGUUUUCUUUUCUCGUAUAAAUUUCACUCUUCCUUCUCUACUCCUUCUCUUUUUUCAUUUCCUUUUAUUUGAAAUUAAAUUUCAAUUUUUCUUAUUUUCUCGGGUGCAAAUCCAAUGGCUGCGAUCUUCCAAGGAGCUGGAGCCGCUGCAGCUUUAUUAUCAUCACCGUCCAAUUCCAUCGAUUCCAAGAAAUUCCUUUUCUCUCCUCGUAGAUCCUUCUACGUAAGGAAAGGGGCGAGCUUUGGAGUGGUCAGAUCCGAUGGAAGCGUGAACUUGGAUUUGAACCCUAAAGGUCGAAGGGCUCAACAAUUGAUUGCCAAUGCAGUUGCAACCAAAGCUGAUAGCUCUACAGCUUCUUCAUCUUCGAAAUCCGGUCACGAGCUUUUACUGUUUGAAGCUCUGGGAGAGGGCUUGGAAGAAGAAAUGGAGAGGGAUCCUCGUGUAUGUGUCAUGGGCGAAGAUGUGGGUCACUAUGGAGGCUCAUACAAAGUGACCAAAGGACUGGCUACAAAGUUUGGGGACCUUAGGGUUCUUGACACCCCUAUUGCUGAGAACUCAUUUACUGGCAUGGGAAUAGGAGCUGCUAUGACUGGUCUAAGACCAGUUGUUGAGGGUAUGAACAUGGGAUUUCUACUUCUUGCUUUUAAUCAGAUCUCCAACAACUGUGGUAUGCUUCAUUAUACAUCUGGUGGCCAGUUUACCAUACCGAUAGUAAUUCGUGGACCUGGUGGCGUUGGGCGUCAACUGGGGGCUGAGCACUCUCAACGUCUUGAGUCAUAUUUCCAGUCAAUCCCUGGAAUCCAAAUGGUUGCAUGCUCAACCCCUUACAAUGCCAAAGGCCUAAUGAAGGCUGCAAUUAGAAGUGAGAACCCUGUUAUACUUUUUGAGCAUGUUUUGCUUUACAACCUCAAGGAGAGAAUCCCAGAUGAGGAUUAUAUCUGUAAUCUUGAGGAAGCUGAGUUGGUAAGGCCUGGAGAAGAUAUCACUAUUCUCACAUAUUCAAGGAUGAGGUAUCAUGUGAUGCAGGCAGCAAAAACUUUGGUGAACAAAGGUUAUGAUCCCGAAGUAAUUGAUAUAAGGUCUUUGAAACCAUUUGAUCUUUACACUAUUGGUAAUUCAGUUAAGAAGACACAUCGUGUUCUUAUUGUGGAGGAGUGCAUGCGGACUGGUGGUAUUGGUGCUAGCUUGACGGCAGCCAUUACUGAGAAUUUCCAUGAUUAUUUGGAUGCUCCAGUUAUGUGCCUAUCUUCACAGGAUGUGCCUACACCUUAUGCUGGAACGUUGGAGGAAUGGACUGUCGUUCAGCCUGCCCAGAUUGUGACAGCUGUCGAGCAGCUCUGCCAGUAGUUGCUAUAGGAGAAAUGGUGAUGGCAUAGUUAGUCUCGUCAUAUUUAUUUUGAAACUAGUUCUCUUGCAACUUUGUUUUUGAUAUCUAAUUUCCAUUUGUUAGCAA